AUGGCUACGAGGAGACGACUUCCCAACACGGUUGAAAGGCGUCCCUGUCACAGUGUUCUAAAAGAACGCCUUUAUCACAAGUCUGUUGAACUCGAAAAGAAGACCAAUUUCACGCGAAUCGAAAUAGAGGGCUUACUUCGCAUUUUCGACAAGAUUGUCGAAAAGUACAAGUCGCCCAUAAAUCGAAUGAUUUUCAAGGACAUUCUUUUCAACUUCUUCGAUUUCACGAAUGAUGCCAUGAUGGAACGCAUUUUUCAAGCGCUUACCAGCUCGAGUGCCAAUUCCAUGCUUACGUAUGAUGACUGGAUCUACGCACUUAACAUAUUUUUGAGAGGUUCGUUUAUGCAGAUGACGAAUUUUGCUUUUACUGUUUACGAUCACCACAAACGGGGAUUUCUCACCAAGGAGGACAUCCAGUUCUUUCUGCGCGAUGUUCUUAUAGCUAAGUUGCCAGAGGAGGAUGCCGAUGAACUGAAGACAGACAUGGUCGACACGGUACUUAAUCUCUUCGACAAGGACAAGGACGGCUUAAUAAGUCGUAAGGACUUCGUACUCAGUGUAGUUACAGAGCCUCUGCUUAUUGAGGUCUUGGGAGAAUGUUUACCAACGAAUAAGAGUGUGCUGAUUCUGGAGUCCCUGAUCAGACAAAGGUCAACAACUGUCUCGCGGGCACUUCUUUGACUUUAAUGAACUGCGUACGGUGGAAUCCUUUUUAUGUGAGACGUGGAAAUAUGCCCUAUCCCAUUAUUCAGGCCAACUGUCUUUGUCUAAUUAACAAUCCUCAUUAAAGGUGAUUUAACUUUUGAACGAUUUAUCGAAUAAACUUUACUGAUUAUAUAAAUUGUGGUUAAUAGCUGUUUUAAACUUUGUCGUCAACAUCACCGUGUUUAACGAAACAAAUUCGCAAGACAAGGUAAUUUGCGGGUGCGAGCUCUCAUCGAAAAAGGCCCCUCGUUAUAGACGGAAAACACUGACCAUCCCUUUGAUAGGGAAUGGGCAUUGGUUUUACUUUGCUUUGUUCACUAACCCAUUUUUGCAGCUUGUAUAAAAUUUUCUCGACUAUCGUUGGCUCAUAAGCUGUACGUUGCAUCGUCAGGAGUUUCCGGCAUUCGAUUCGUUAGACGAUUGCUCUGAUUGUGGACAUCCGGCACACUUUUUUCAAAGUCUCCCUUCUUGAGAUUUCGACUUAGUUACUAUGUCAGUCCCUCAGACUGGCAGGCGCACGAUCUUUGCCUGAACUUUUUAUCAGACACUGGACUGAUUUUCAAGGGAGAAUCAAUCGGUGUUUAGGUCAGAACCAGGUGCGUUGUUUCGGUUUGUCUCCCCCAGCUGGCCGUUCAUUUCGAAGGUAGUCAUCAUUCACACAUUUCUUUCUUCGACUGACCGAAAUUCGGAUACAGAAAAUCGACUAUGUCUCCAAGAGGUGCGUAAGAACCCUUACCAUUAACAACGCUUUUGCCCCUAAUAGUGAUGGCGAUCAGCAAUUUACUGUUUGUUAUGAAAUCAUGUGUGCCCUUUAAUGUCUAUGAUGAAGAACUCGUCGGUCACGAGCUGAAGAAAGUUUUAUUUUUGGAGGAGAGUUCAUCGUCCACAUCUUUUGGCUGACCCAGCGGUCUGUUUGUUGGUGAAAUAUGACGUCAGAUUGUUUGGUGGUCUCACGUAACGUCUGAGAAUUCCGCUGAGACUGUCUAUUCUAGUAGCCUUCUAGUGAUCCUGUUACUGGACUUGUGACGUUCAUGUCCCUCAGUGAGCUGCCCACAUCUUUUGCAAGCAUUUUAUACCUCCAGUCUGCUUCCACAUAUGGUAUGUGAUAAUAUCGGCUUCACGGGUCUCCCGGAUCCCGAUGUUCUGAUUCCACUUACGUUCACACGGUGCACUGUUUGCGCUCUUUUGCAACGUCGGUGAUUUUCCAUGAUUAUCCCUGAUGGCCUACUAAAGAUCGUUGAUCGUUGGGUUGUUUGCGCAGACAGAAUCUGUAGACUUUAGCUUUGUCAACACUAAGCAAAUGCGGUACUUUACUUCAUUAUCGUCUGUAGGCAUUCCGUUGAUCUCUGUCUCUCCCGCGUCCACUUUUGUCGUUGUUUCGUUUUAUGCUGUAUCAAUUGACGUUUGUCGUUUCCUCUGGGCAUUCGAGGUUUGUCUCAUUGACAUUUCCCAGGAUUUUUUGCACCACUCUAGGGUCUGAUUUUAUCAUGUUCUAUGUGUACUGCUACAAUGCCUGUGAGGAGAUUAAGGUUUUCUUAUGAUCUCAAAACUGCUCGCAAGUUCAGGUACUCAUCACAUGGCCAGAAAUCAAUCCUUUAACUUGUCUGGGGUUCGUGUUCACCGUCUGUAUUGGACGAGGACAAGAUCCAUUUGUAUUAGUCAUCGGUGAUUUUUUCACUAAGCGGAGGACAGAUCAAGUAUUCCCCGAACAGUUUUGUCGUAAAAAAAUAAGCCUAAUGACCCUAUCCUCUAAGUAUACUAUUUUUGUCGGUCGGCAGUGCGCCGACCGCUGAGUGGUCAACGUCACCGCUCCUGAACGUCGGGAACCAUUGUUCGAGUCUCACUCCCUCUCCCUCAUCUGACCCAGAAUUUCUGACUUUGUCUUUCUACCGGUUCGUAACUUGAGCGAAAAAACACUUCGUAUACGAAUUGCAGAGAGCCAUUCAUCCUUCCGCCUGAAAUUCGGAGUGUCUUUAAGAGGCCUAGUUGAUGGAAGCCAACGCGAUACUUCUUCUUUUCCUGAGGGGGGGGCUUUGUGCAGAGUAGCAUAUUCUCCAUUAUGAAGGAAGGAAUUCGAAUACACUCAGACUAGAAAGAGUUCGUACUCGAGCCCUUUGUUUGCAAUCUUCCAAGUGGACUCAGGAGCCAGUUUUACAAAGAUAUCACGUUUCCGGUUUAAAAUGUGUGUUUUAAUUUUAUAGCCUGAUUCACUUAUGGAGUUUAGCCGCUGAGAAUAAAUGUAUCCUGAUAGAUUCACGGUUUACGGGAGUACAAACUUCAUUUGCUGCAAUUAAUAACGAACCAUUUUGGUGGACUUUGUAUCUAAAUAGCUCCCAUGUCCCCGACAUCAGAAUUUUUCCGAAUGUCUACCAAGAAGAAAGAGCUUCUCUAGAAGCUAAACCAUAUUUCUAGGUAAUCACCUUAGCCUUCUAUGUGUUCUUCUCAUCUGUUUUUAAUUCACUGGUGUUUUUCGGUGAGAGGAGGGUAUAUAACUCCCUGGGUAGUUGUUCAAAAAUUCACCUAUUUAUGUCACUUAGGCAGGUGUAGUUCAUAACGGUUUGUCUGACAGUUGGUCGCGAGGGGGUCAUGCGAUACGCGGACUUUCACCUUUGCUAGCGUUAUUGACGCCAGAUUUGCUCGUAUCAGGAUCAAGAAUAGGAUUAGACCUACGGUCAGGCUUGGGAUCGGUGUUAGGUUUUGCGUCCUUCUUGGGGCUAGGUUUUCCAGGCUUGGUUAUGGUUUGGGUUUGGUUUUGAGACGGAUUUUCCAGUUUGACCACAAUAGACCGCAUUACAAGUGCCAAAGGGAUUCUUGUAGACUACUUCUUUUUUAUCCAAAAUAGCCAACCCUACAAUGCGUGGCCGAUCUCAUGAAAUGUUGGCCGAAAUUCUGGGAUGCUUUUCCGAUUUGGAAGGAUUACUUAAGUGGGGUUGUAAUACUGAUUAUUAUGAAGCAUAGCCCUAUGACAUUUCGGACUCAUCAGGAUGUCGGCUACUGAAUGCACUCCUCUAUGACCUCCUGCAGAAACCACAUUCGGUAAAAAAUGACUUCUUAAGUAGCACGCAUUUUUCCUAUUGUUUUUCAAUGUUCUUGUAAAUUUAAAUAUAUUUCAUAGAAAACAUGCACAAAAAUAUGCUUUUUGUGCAUUUAGAAGGAAAUCACAUUAUCUUCAUAUAUUAUGCCCGAAGAAAGUAUGCAUUUAGGUUUUUUAAAAAGUUUCCCAAUUCCCGAAUCAUCUUCAGCCUGAUCUGCCAUUGCAUGCUACAUAAGUUGUCAUUUUUUACCGACUGUGGUUUUUGCAGGAGGUCAUAGAAAAGUGCAUUCAGUAGCCGACAUCCUGAUGAGUCCGAAAUGUCAUAGGGUUAUGCUGCAUGAUAAUCAGUAUUACAACUCCACUUAAGUAAUCCUUCCUAAUCGGAAAAGCAUUCCAGAAUUGUGGCCAACAUUUCAUGAGAUCGGUCACGCACUGUACCCUUAGAGCGUACAAGCUGAUUGCACAGCGUAGUCAUCGGUUUGUGAGACACUUGCAUUUGGUGCGUCCUCAGGUGUCUUUCAAGGAGUUCAGACACAUUUUUAAUGAAAGGAAGCGUUCGCCAAUGUUUUGGUUUUGGCGUCUGAUCGAAACAGUCUAGUUCCUUAUCUCUUUCCUUUUAUUCCUGCUGUCUCAUGCAUCGGCGUACAAAAUCUCUAGGGUAGCCGUUUUGGGAAAAUUGGUUGAAUAGAUAAUUGAGUUCUUCUUUGUACCCUUCGUUCUCAGAGCAGUGUGUCCUUGCUCAGUUAAGUAGGCUGUUAACAGCACUCCGUUUGUGAGCCAUAGAGUGGUUGCUCUCGUAAUGCAGGAUAAUUUCCGCGUAAGUUUCUUUGCGGUAUACUGAUGUCUGGAAUGUCCCGUCAGUUUUUCGCUGUACGAGAACAUCAAGAAAUGGGGGCGUGGUGUCAACUUCUCCUUCGAGCGUGAAGGUGAUUCCCGGUAGUGUUGAGUUGAUAGCGUUAUGCAGUGUUUCUAGCUGACCCCUCUUGACGAUGACAAAGGUGUCAUCUACAUAGCGUACCCAAAAUUUUGGAUUAAUCAACGAUAAGGCCAUAGCCUCUAAUUUUUGCAUUGUGACCUCAGCCAAAAAGCCAUAACUAGGUGACCUCAUGGGAGCUCCUUUCAGCUGUCGAUAAUAUUCAUGUCGAACGAAAAGUUCGUUUUCAGACAUACGUCCAAGAGUUCAAGCAAAGCAGAUGCAGAAAUAUCGAUGUCGUAGGAUUGUAAGAGUUCUCAUGUGCACUGCCUUGCUAAAUCGAGUGGUAUGGACGUGAAUAGGGAGACAACAUCGAAUGACACCACUGCCUUAUCUGUAUCAAUAGUGAGUCCUCCUAAUUUGUCUAGAAGUUCAAUAGAAUUUUUGAUUGAAGUCUCAAAUUCCUCUGUUAAGGAAUGGAGUUUAUGGAAUAGCCAUUUAGAAAUCUUGUAAUUCGGUGCACCGAUUAACGAUACUAUCGGUCGCAAUGGUACGUUGGAUUUGUGAAUUUUCGGUAGCCCAUGGAUUUUGGCGAUUAUUGAUUCAGUUUGUCUUAGGGAUUUCGCAAUUUCUCCUGGUAGUUGUUUCUUUCCUGCAAAACUUUUCAGUACUUUAUCAAUGGAUGCAAUUUGUGUUUUGGUGGGAUUUACGGUGAGAGGCAUAUAAGUUGAACUAUCUUCUAACAAUGAUGGCAUCUUGUUAUUAUAGUCUGCUUUGUUAAAAAUUGCAGUUGAACCUCCUUUGUCUGCAGGAAGAAUUACAAUGUUCUUGCCAGUUUUCAGGGUUUUCAACGCCUUCAUUUUCUCGCCUGACAAAACUGAAAAGUAGUUUCGGUUCUUUAGGGCUUGUACAGUGCUAUUCCGGAUGGUGAAACGUUCAUCAUCUGUGAGAUUUUCUGACGAUAUGAUGGACUUCAAGUUUGCAAGGAAGUCUAAGUAGUUUGAAUCGGAGCGGUCGUAUUUCAUGCCCUUGGAAAGUACAUCUUCUUCGGUUAUUGUAAGGGCUCUUGAUGACAAAUUUACUAUCUUAGCUGGAUGAUUGUGGUUUGCGUAUAUUUGUACAGACAUGGACAUCCACUUCUUGUCUAAAAUACUCUUCUUUUUCUGUCGUUUGAUGUCGGAAACGUAGGUUAUUGUUUCGCAUAGAGAUUAAAGUAAGUGUAGAGGAAGGUUUUCUCGGCAAAAUUGUAUUUACUGUUCUUUAGACAAUCGGAAUUUCUGAAGUCUGUAAUGGGCAUCAGUUAUGAAUGCGGCAAGCAUGCUUCCUCCAUAACGACAUGCAAUUUGAUAUCCUUGAGCUGAUUUUAUAGGAGGCUUCACACUGACAGAUUUUGGAAAUAUCUUCAUUUUUCGGCAUCUUUGUAAAAACGAUAACUGUUCUCGCGUGAAACUUUCGCGAUUUAAAAAGUCAAUUUGGCAAACACGUGUUUUCGGUAACUCUUCAUCAGGCCGAAACGGUUACAUAGAAGUUUAAAUUAUUCGAAUUUACAGGGUUUAUAAGUGAUUCAGGGACUAUUAACACUCAUCGUUCCCACACCACUCGCAUGACGAGGCGUGCUAUGGCGUGAUCGGCAUGUCAUGGUCAUUGGGUCAAGGGGGCGAGGGAGAGGGGGGACAUAGGCUGUGAGCAAUGUUUGUACGUCAGGUAAUUUGUGCACACACCACUGCCAUCAGGAGGUUGGGGCGACGUUAGGGUCGGCGUUGGCCACGGAAGACAGAGCGCCUGUGUCAACGUCGUCUGACAACAUAGCGCUAGAUUGGCUAGCCGUAUAGCCACUGCCUCGGCCGUAGCCAGCACCCGUUGGCGUAGGCCUCUGGAGAAGCUUGCUGGUGUCCGGUAGACAACCUAAAAGGCUUCUUUGGCAUCGACUCGGUGAUUCGUAUCGACAAGAUGUGCGAGAAUAGAACUCCAGAUCGAUUUCUUUUCACCUCUGCCUAGCCAGGCCGGUAUGUGUUCUCGUACUCUCUUUUCCAGGCGCCUCGUUGUACGGCCAAUGUAUCCCGCUCCACAGGAGCAAGUGAAUGAGUAAAUAAAUAUCGAUGUGGCCUGCAACGGGAGUCGGUCUUUACCUCCCAAGCGUAGGAGGGGAGAGUUCGUGCAUCAUACACGUAAGUUCGCAGCGGGAAAGCGCUAGUGAUCGCUGUCUUCAGACGUCUUCUUACUAGGUCACUUACUGCGUCCCCUUGAAAAGGCAGUUUUAUAAAUAAGUCUUUCUUUUCUGCAGUUGCCAUGGUGGGCUUUGUAGUGCGCUCCCCUAUAUUUCGGAGGAUAAAUCUUUCUGGGUAUCCGUGUUCGUGGAGUAUAUCCCGCAGAUGCCGGAGUUCUGCCUCAACAGUCUCAGGAGAGCAGAUACGUCGCACUCUAGCUGCCGAUCCCCGGACCAAAUUGUGUUUAAUAUUUAGGGGAACAAAACUGUGAAGAUUAAUGUAUUGUCCCGUCCAGGUUUUCUUACAGAAUACUCUGCGCUGGAUAGACCCAUCCCCUUGUCUGUGCAGAAGCACAUCGAGGAACGCGAUUUCAUUGUCUGCCUCGAACUCUGCAGAGACCGUUAGCGAGAGGUGUACAUUGUUGAAUUUUUGAAUCAGGGCGUCUGUGUUGGUGGUAGCAUCCGUCAGACAGAAAAUAUCGUCCACGUACCGACCGUAGAAGCUGAGGUCAUUAAUGGUGUCUUGCAAACUUGUCAUCUCGACUUUGCCCAUGAACACAUCUGCGAGGAACGGGCCGAACGGUGAGCCCAUCGCUACACCGUUUAUUUGCCUGUACAGUUGACCAUUGCAAAGAAACUGGACGUUUUGUGUGCACUGUGUCAGUAGUUCUUUUAGUUCUUUUAGUUCGUGUCGCGGAUAACGUCACAAAGGUAGUUUAUUGUUUCGGCUACGGGUACAUUAGUAAACAGUGAUGCUACGUCAAUGAUAGCAUCCUCCGUCCGUCAACGUUGCUAUCCUAGGUCGCCCCGACAACAUCGAAGGAGUCCUUCAGACUUAGGGGGUAUAGAUGACUUUGCAGCUGUUUAAGCUUUUUGGCUAACCAUUUUGCUAUGGUGUGAUAAGGCGAAUUCCUCAUAUCCAGGAUUGGAAGUAGGGGGUAGACCGUGUUUGUGAAUUUUUGGGAGGCCGCACAUUCUGGGUAUGGCCGUGCCCACUGGUCUUAUUCGCUCAUAUUCUUUGUCAGACAAAUGACGUUCUUUUUGAAGAACUUUGAGAACCGCCGUCAGCUUACCUUCAACGGCCUCGAUGCGGUCCCCGUCUUUCUCGGAUUUCGAGAAUUUUAUACUAUCCGACAAGACUGCUUCUAGUUCUGCUACGUACUCUUUUCCAUCCAUCAGUACAACUCCUGAACCCUUAUCCGGCCUGGUUAGCACAAUGUUUUCGUUUUUACGAAGUUCGCUGAGGCUAUCCAAAUGGGCCCUUGUUAAGGGAUCUUUGUUUUUUGGAGCCUUCCUUGAGUACUGUUGACAGAAAUUAGCCAUAGUCGACUUCUCUAGGCCCCCUAGGUUUUAGGUCGGCAGUCUGACUGAAUAGAUUUUCGAAUUGGACCUCUAACUCUAGCUGCUUCGGCAUCCGCCGUCCAUUGCAAAACUUAGAGCCAAGAGAUACUACCUUUAUGAGAGUUUUGUCAAGUUGUACUGAGGAAUAGUUAUGAACGUACCGUUCCGGAUUAUUCAGAAGGGCCGUCUGAGCCUUCACUGGUUGGACACUUCGUAGGAGAUAAGUCCACCUGCCCUCGAUUCUUUUACUUCUGACAGUUUGCACGUAGUUUUCAAAAGCAAGUCUCCAGCAUUUUUCAAGACGGUCCAGGGCCGCUGCUCUCUGGCACAAAUUCCGUUGGAGUUCCUCAAUUCCUGCGCUAACUGCCUCAAGGUGACUUUCCGCAUGUCGUCUUAGUGCGGCUGAGGUAGCGGCAAUAUGGUUUCUUCGUUAGGUUUUCCAAUAGUGUUUCGGAUAUUCACCCCUGUCAAUACAUCCUAAUAAGAAUUUUGUCGUCGCUUGUGCCUCCGCAAGCCUGGUGUCAAAUUUUAAGAAUCUAUUAAGUUCCAUUAACACUGAGGGAUCUUUGGAUUGUGUAAGUUCAGCGAAUAUUCCCAUGUUACAAUUAAAAAUCACGAUUUACGCACUUUUCCCACCGCCUAGCUCGGAGCAAAAUUUCACGAUCGGAAUUCAUACGUAUGUACUGGAAGAUGGGCAUCCCAAGAAACAUAAUCCGAAGAAAAAUGAGUCCUUUGGGAAAAUAUAUACAUACAACAUGCGCACAGGCACACCUGGGGCAGUUGGUCCACCACGGGGUCUACCAGAUGGGUCAGAAGCACUUCAUCCAAAGUAAGUUCAUCAGUACUUCGCCAUCUCUUAUUUUCUGUCGCUGCAGAGCGGGUAUUCACUCAAUCAGGAAUGAGCGCACACCGAUCUAUUGGCUUCCGAAACAAACAAGGUCCAUAUGGGUGGCGAAGGUCACGAGAAAACAACCAAUUACUAGGCCGAAGUCAACCAAGUUACAAUAUCAGCGAGGAGGGAUGACAGAGAAUGGGGUAGAUUUCUGCAGUACUGUUUCGGGCUUAUUUUGCCUUCAUUCAGCCAAUCAUAACUCUGGUCAGCGGCUAGGAUCAGAAAUACAGACAUGCACACAGACACACCUGGCGCAGUUGGUCCACAACUGGGGUCUACCUGAUGGGUCAUGAGCACUUCCUCGAACCAAAGUUCAUCAGUGCUUCGCCACCUCUUGUUCUCUGUCGCUCUAGAUCGAAUUUGUAAUAUAACUUUACCGACUUCGGCCUGAUAACUGGUUUCCCCUCCGUGGCCUUUGCUACCAAUACGGAAAUCGUUUGUUUCGGGAAACUGGUGGGUCGGUGUGCGCCCAUGCCUGGUUGAGUAUAUAUAUAUAUAUAUAUAUAUUGGAAGGUAGGCAUCCCAAGAAAUAUAUGGAUGGAGAAAAGACGACGUUCUUCAGAAUCAAUCGAGUCCUACUAGAGAAUUUUCAAGGUGGUGACAUCUAUCUGUCGUCAAACGAAAUGAAAAGAGAGGAAGUGAAAUUGCAGAAAUAGAUCGAUUGACGCAACAAGACAGACAACAGUUUGACCUUUGAGACCGACGACUUGCACAGUAUCCUCCAUGACGGGGUGAGAGAAGGAACGGUAACUUAUGCGUGAGUUCGUUUAAAGUGAUAGUAGACUUGGGCAGCAUCUAUUGCACUCUUCCUCCCCCACCUGGAGCCGGUAUCAAAACAGAGUCAAAAAUAUCGGAAGCGGGAGAGGUCGCCGGUGGCUGGCACAACGUACAUCGGCCUCCUAGACGUACCACCGCAUUCUCUGAUCCACAACGUGCACUAACCGGGAUUUUGUGCAACAACAAAAUGGGCAGCAGCGCUGAUCCCAGUUGGCGCGGCGUGAGCCUGCAACGGGGCCUGCCAUCACACCCCCAAUGCGGGCAUUUACAAUGGAGGCACCCUCCCAGUAACGCCUGCCGGACUCCGAUCUAAGCCCUGUGUUGGUCUGGCGUAUUUACCGCUUGGCCCGUUUUAGGGGCCAGACUGGAUAAACGACGAAAGACAGACCGCUGGCGUGCGAGGCGGAUGGCAACGGAGUUACAGUGGUUUGCUUAGCCGGAGGAAGGAAGGAAAACGGUUAAGGCUUCCUGUGAUGGAGGAAAGGAAGGAUGGCGUAUCAGUCGAACUGCAGGUGACCGUAUUAGCGACCGCUGACAUGGGAAGAGGGCGAGAGUCGGAGAUUAGUGAACGCAGCUCGUCUUAGUGGACGUCUAGGUCAACAUGGCAGUCGAUGUUGCCCGCCGUGACAUGCCAAGCCUCAGGAAAUUAUCUUCGCUCGUCUUGUAGUGGUCACGGUAGCGACCUUAGUGUCAUCCUAACUGAAUAGGUGGUCUCCAUUUCAUGCGCAUAAACGAGUAACUAGCCGGCACGCCGACAUACAGCUAAUUUCUAUUUGCUAAUACGAAUGUUCAGACGCUGACCCUUACGACCAGUGUACAUGCGAGAGAAAUUAGCGUAUAGGAUGCGAUAGAUUACGUUUGUUUACCGAUCUUUGGGCAUGGGAUCUUUCAUCCAAAAUAAUGCUGCACUCAGCGAUGAUGCUAGCCUGGGACGGUGCGGAUGACAAAUCGGCUUAGCUGCGGGGCGUUCACUUCAGAGGCUCCGUGAAUUAAACGCAGGGAGUAUAAUUUCUAGUCCGUGAUUUUCCAAUUAAGGAUGGGGCCUUGGACUUGUGUCCGAUGCCCGAGGCAGUUCUUCAUAAAACUGACAGGUUAUCCGUUAGAUCUAAGCAACCGAUACAAAUGAGUUAGGUCUUUUCUAAGGCGACCGUCGUUGCUGCAGCAAUGGCAGACCUGACGGAGGAGUGUUCGAACACAGUCUCUUCUUCGAGCUGCAAGAUAUUGUAAAUAGGUGGUCUGAUGAAUAUAACUGUAAUCUUCAGUAGAUCAUCCGCUUUAUGCGCUGAUGGGAGACCAUACGAUUGUGCAGUACGUGGAUUCCAUGGAAGACAUUAGUCAGGGGUCAACUGGACUCAACCUUCAGGGGCGUUAACUCACUGGCCAUUUUUAAUAGCCGAGGCCCCCUUUUUCAUUAUACCUUCGUUUAGCGGGGUGACGACCUCCAAUCAUUGUGGAUAUUGCCCCAGACCCCGGACGCACUAGCAAGACCCCAUCCCGACGACAAAUCGUGGUGCAAAAAUUCUACUCCCUUAGACGUACGAAGCCUCCAAAUCGAUUGUCCUGCAGCUAAAUUUUUCUGAUACCCACAUCAUCCACAAACCCAAGGACAGAGCUAGUGGUACAGCAACUGAAAUGGAGGAGCCAACACAUGAGGUUUGUGCUCAACCUGUGACAAACUCUAUCAUUCAUUUUAGUAACGUGCAUUUUUGCAGCACUUCAGAGCGUUCGUCAAUUAAAAGUUGGUGUGGAAUACUUUCAAAAGCCUGUUUAUAGUCACUGAGGGUGACGUCAACGCUACUUUCCUCCAACAGUGCGCGGGUUCUCUGCUCACUCGAAAACAUUAAGUUGGAAAGUCAAGAACAGUCCUGUCCGAAGUCGUAUUCGGAGCCCUGAGAGUAAGUUGCUCUCCUCCAGAAACGUCAUGGUCGAUUUGUCAGGUUGGACUGAAGGGAUAAGAAUUAUUGACAUUUUUUAGCCCCGCCCCUAUAUAUGGGGUAGACAUUUGCUGCUUCGUAUUCGGAAGAACGAGUUGCCGAGCGCACUACGUAAAAAGACCAAUGAAGAAAUUAUUUCUCGACGAAGCGAAGUGCUCGAGCGGAAAGUGAGUCACGCUGAUGGAGACGGUGUGACUGCUCGAUGGUUAAUGAGCGCUUAGGGGUUUGAGAGAGGGGUGCGUAACAUUCAGGCGGCAACUGGAAGUUCAAAAUCGUCGUCCAUCAAGCCUGAAACACAGCUAAACGAGAGCUCUGAGUUUAAAACUUAGAUAGCGCCCAGGGUUGAAGGUACUGGAAGCAGAAUUUAGAAAACCGUCGUUUUCACUUACCAAAAGUAAAUAAUACAUUUUGAUCCGAAUUUUGGAUAGGUUAUGUUGACUAUGCCAAAACACAUGUGGACCAGCGUAAUUCAUUAGUUAGACUUCAUUCAGGUAUUACUAAAAGGGAUGUCUUAGGGAGAAGGUUAAGCGGACGUUUAAGUAAACAUUCAGCUGACCUAUCUAAAUAUACCACAUUAAUUUUAAAAACCGUGCCAUACAGCGACUAUGAAUUACGGAUGGAGGAAUAGAAAAGGAAGUGAAGGUCAAUAUCUGUCACAAAUAGUUUAUUCCCCGAGAGUUUCGGGCUCUUGCUGAAUCUCAGAAAGGAAAGGGUAAACUCGUUACCUUGUGUACAGGGCAAAUCAGUGCUAGGACUGACGUUCAAUGCAAGCGAAUACUAAUUAAUUGACAUCUUGCUUGUCCUCGGCAAUUGGCAAAUCGUUCUGCCCUUCCUGUUUUAUGAAGAGCUAUUCCUGAGUCUAAUUCGAUUAACACUUUUUAGUAAAGUAAAGUAAAGAGAAGCAGACGAUGGGCGCCCAGACAACGGCCAAAUGAGCAGCAACCCAAAGUCUGGAGGGCCAUUGCUUACGUUAAAGGGGUCUCUGAAGCGGUCUCGCGACUGUUACAACCCACCAGAGUAGGCAUAGCACAUCGACCACAAGCAACAAUUCGACGUCGCCUAAUGCAAUCGCAGGACCCAUUGCCACCCGCUGAAACCUCAGCAGUCAUCUACAAAAUAAAUUGCAAUGAGGGCGACUGCAACUAUGUGGGCGAAACCGGGCGGAAGUUGCAAACUCGCCUACAAAAGCACAAAUCGGCCACUCGGAGGUUAGACCCUAACUCUCAACUAGCAACACACGUUGGAGAAAGAGGGCAUAAUUUUUACCUCCAGAGGGCUACCAUCUUAAGUCGAGGCAACACAAGAGCAGAACGGCUAACUCUCGAGGCGUGGUUCUCCGAUGCCUACUCUAUCAACAGGCAUCUGGACCUUCCUGCAGCUUACAAAGUCCUACGUCAUCACAAUCGUAGAGCUCAGGAUCAAACGACCACACCGGACUUAAGAAGGCCCUACGGAGAUAGCCUGACGUUGAGUUUACUCGGUGAGGAAGAACAAGAACCGCAAGACGGACCGCCCGACAGAGGUUCACUCAGAUCCCCCUCAACGGAGUGGUGACUCACAAAGCACACAGGCAAAACGCCCGUCUACCAUCUCCCGAGAGGCUGAGGCAGCGAGAGGAGAGAGGAAUCGAUCAGCAUAAGGCCGACCAGCACAAUAUGCCACUUUAAAUCAAAUUUCUGAUCGAUUAAGUGCACUUUUCGCUUUGACAAUGAAGAAACGACCCAGCUCUUUGAAACGUCAGCAGUUAAAUAAACCUGUUCCGCAGAGCCUAUUUUCUUCUUCAAAUAAUCUUCCCGGAUCUCUCAACUUUGCAAAUCUGAAAGGAUUAAGUAUAUAUGCGGAGUAAGAAGGUGUUGUUCCGCAGAGUUUUUGGUCGGCACCUCGUUGGCAGGAUGACAUUCGCUGACCCGUACCAUCCCGAGGAGCCGGUACUGCUGAAAUGUCUUCACGGGUUCAUUGUUCUGAACACCCGGCACGUAAUUCUUUAGUGAAAGCAAAGUUCGAUUUUAAAAAAUUUGGCGCGGAGAGCAGUCAGGCAGUAAAAAUGCUCGAAAUAAUGGUAGAUGGAAUGCGUACGUCUGCAAGUGAAGCGGGAGUGUUAAAAUACUGGUGAAUUUGUUAAAUGAGAGUUGUCAGUUUCUUGAACAGCGCAUAUACUUAAUCCAUGCCAGAAAAUUAAUGCCGAAGCUCCAAUGGUAGAUUGUUUACUUUAAUUUACAAAGACAUGACAGUCACGCUACCCGCUUUUGAAAUAUUCGAAAUGGAGACCUCAUUCUUCAUCUGGUUGGCAUUGAUAAGAAAAAGUAAAAUGUUUAACGUAGAAACCUAGAGCCUCGUAUUUAGCUCCCAAAAUAAACUUCGCCAAAUUUGUUUUGGCUUUUGGUAAAUAGAUAGUUAUCAUUAAGGUACCACUAAGGUACGUUCAAGUAAAAGUAUUCCUCCGGCCAGAUCAGCUACUAGACAGAUGACACUGACAUGUGGCGUGCAAUGUAAGUUAUGAAUUAUCGACUGAAGUAAUGCAAUGCUUUCUCAACAAAAAAUAUUACUUAGUUGAGUUUGCAAAAUUGAUUAUUAUGGGGUCUUAACUAAGGCUAGUCUACAUACGACAGAAUGCUGGCUGUUUAAUGGGAACCUUUUCGGUCACUAAAAUGACUUAAAAUCCGAAAAGGUGCAUUUCGUAGUUGAGGCGUGUAUUUACUGCCGACUUUGGCGUUCUUUAUUUCUAUCCGUUGUUACUACAAAAGAAUGAUUGUUAUGAGGGAACUUGCAUUUCCUUAAAAUGUUUCACUUUAUGAAAGUGGAGACUUGACGACCUACAGAAGCAGAGGUAAUAUGAAUCUCAAAGGUUACGCACAAGCGUUGCACAUACAACGAUAGAAUAGAAGCCCUCUGGAUAGUGGAAUAUUAUGUUGAUUUCGGGAUAAAUAAAUGUCUACGGACGAUAGAACAACCGGAAGGCGAGGAGGAUGUAAAAUAAUAGAGAACUUAACAAGACUGAUAGUGAGGGACUCGGCGGCUGCGAAAGGAUAAUAAUUACAUAACCCUGCCGGCACCAGCCUCGGCUGGCCGCGCCUUGGCGCCAUGUCGAGUGGAGACUAUGGAGAGGCUAAAGGUUGCUCUCUGGCGGGGCUAAUGCGUGACAUUGGACACGACAGCCAGGUUUGGCCACACCAUCCGAAAAGAUACGCGGCGAUGCUCCCCAUUCCCCGUUCGUUCCCCUACCCCUUUAUGGCCUCCGUUUCGUACUCUCCAGUGCACCCAUUCUAAACUGUUGGCUAUCGCAGUACGGUUACAUGUGUCAUUGCAUCCUCCUAUUCUCGGUUAAAGCAAAUCAGUGAUAAAAACCCCACGUAAGUGCACAACCGAAAAACCAAGUCAGCGUUCACUCUAUUACACGACGUAGGAAAGUGAACAAAAUGGUUAGAAACGACGGUUUUUUGAGUAUUUGCAAGUGAGAGAAAUCAGUGUAAAAAAAUACAUGCAAGGGUGCAGCUCUUCAUAGUACCUUAAAAAUCUUCUGGACUACUUCCACUGAUUAUUGGCGGUUCCGUGGUAAAACAUAAGUAAUGCGGUCGUCACUGAGGUAAUUAAUAAUAUUAGUAGAAAGAGAAAUGCUAUUCCUAGGUGGCGUGUCAAAAGGCGACUUCGAUCAAGGAAGACGAGAUGCGGGUCUGGCGUCUCGAAUAGUGAACUCGUCUGCCCAUCCUUGACACUGGAAAGUUGCGCACACAGCUCUGUGUACAUAACCUUCUGAAGAGGGUUGCUGUCGGUAUUCUUUUGGCUGCCUGAAGUAUUCGUGGGCCUAGAGAUAAACCCUGAAAGAGAAAAUAAAUGUGGUGGGAAAUUAGUCCAUUCCAAUAGAGAGGACUACCGUGGCAGAACAUGGACUUAAAGGGUUUAUAGUUGUGAUAAUAUGAUCAGAUCAGAUCAGAUGUAGAAUGUCAACACAUAUCUUUACGUGGUCUAGUUAAUCCAAGGUAAUUACUGUUUCCGAAAAGUACCGGAUAUAAUUUCUAUUUUAAGGCAGCUCACUAGAAGGAGCGAGAACUGUGUGGAUUUGGUAAGAUUAAACGCAUACUGUAUAAUCAACCAACUCCAAGGAUAAGCAGAAGUUCGGAAAAUUAAAAUCCGAAUACAAAACAAACGAAAAUGUGGUGUCCAAUCUAACUGAACAAGAACUGAGGGUGUUGAGUUGUGAAGUCAACUUUAAUACGGCGGAUGCUAGACCAGCCGAAUUUUUCGCUACACUUAAGGCCAUGCGAGUAAGAACCAACGCAACCGACGAGGCUAAACACACCGCUCGACAGAAAGUCACCUCCCCGCUAAUGACGAACAGGCCCAUCAAUAAUAUGUCGCCCGCAGAAAUAGAAGCAAUGAAGGAAUUAAAAAUGUACAAAAAUAUAACAAUACUGCCAGCCGACAAAGGAAGAUCAACCGUCGUGAUGAACCGCGUCGAUUACAGCGGAAAGGCACAAGCUCUCCUCGACGGCCAACAGUCCUACAAAUCAACCCACUCUUGUCGAGCCAAAUCGAUGAUCGGUCAAUUAACCGGACUCUUGAAUCGACUCAGGUGCAACGGUGCGAUAUCUCUAGACGAAUGGCGACAGACGAAACCAACGGACACGGCACUGGCCCGACUUUAUGAAUUACCCAAAAUCCACAAGUCUUAUGUUCCACUUCGACAGAUCGUGGCCUUGAAAAGUGGCCUCACUCAUUAUCUAUUCAAAUGGACGGCCCGAGGUCCGAGGAAAAGUUGUCCGAUCUGACCAGAUUAAGGGUUUCUUUUGACGUGGUUUCAUUAUUCACAUCCAUCCCACCGGACCUGGCACUCGAUGUUCUACGCAAACGACUCGAAUGAAACUACUAAAAAACGAACAGACCUCUAAAAAUCGACCAUUUACCGAAACUUUCUGCUUUCUGCCAACGAAACUUUUUCACCUUCAACGACAGAACAUACGAGCGGAUCAAAGGAACACCGACGGGUUCGCCAAUAUUCAACCUGGUUGCGCUAAAAUUUACUGAUGUUUUACUCGAUAUAAUUACGUUUACACAAUUUCUGAACAAUAAAAGGACAUUUCAUUGAAGGAUGUGGGUGAGCGAACAAAACGCGCAACGUUAAAGGCGUCAAGAAAUUCUCCCAUCAGAUUCCGCUAUCAGAUUUCAUGAGAUAGGUCACGUACUGUAGUCUGUAUUGAAAAAGUCGUCCUCGAGCACUAUGAACCUGUGAUUUGACACCAGCACGUAGAUGCACGUUCGUUAUAAUUGAAAGGAGCAGACUAGCCGACUUUUAGGACCUGCUCAACGGCAUAUUCCCCGACAUACAGUCCACAAGGGAAGAAGAGCAUACCCAACAAGUGCCUUUCCUUGACGUUCUCGUCACACGCAAACCCAAUAACGAACUCAGUACCGCAGUGUUUAGAAAGGAGACUAACAGGACUCAGCUUCUCAACUAUAAUAGUAGCCAUCCAAUGGCGCAUAAACGCAGCUGUGUUAUGACAAUCUUCCAAGGGGUAAAACGCACUGCAGUGAGCCAUAGGGAUGAGUACGAUAACUACGGCACCCUCGGGACCAACUAGCAAGGCAUGGAUACCCGAACAGCUUCGUCGACCGCUGCCUCCGCACGCACCCACGCGAAUAAACAGAGGACAACGGCCAAUACUCUGGUACCCCAUACCAUGUAUAAAUAAUGUGUCCGAUGCGAUGGAACGUAUCUCUAGAGAGCCCGGCGUGAGUGUCACUCACCGUCCAAAAGCGAUCAUGCGCAACAAAAUCAUGCAAAUGAAUGACCGGCUAGACGUAGGAGAACAAUUGGAUGUCGUUUGUCAGAUCCCAUGUUUGGGCUGCCCUCGCGCCUAAAAAGGACACAUCGAACGACAGCUUAGUUCGUGAACAACGGAACAUACAUGGGCGGUCCGGAGAGGGCGACCCAUUGUCUCAGGUCGCCACUCACAUCCUGAAGGCCACGAAUUCGACUUCGUAAGAACGCGGAUAGUUGUGCGGGCCAACAAUAAGACAGGGCGAGAACUGCCGGAGGCCUGUGUAUCUGACACCAAAUCCAUCAACAGACGCGUUGAUAUGCCCCUGCUACUACGCACUCCGUUCCCGCGACCAAGAGGCGAGACCCAAUUUCCAGCCAGGGGUACACGCAGUCACGCCGCCGUGAGACGGAGUGGACUCAGCCUUAUCGCGAACACCACUCUUGCAUCGCACUCCCCCCGUCUUCAUGGUUUGACUGCAAAAACUGCUCAUUUUACGCUGCAUUCUCAUAGUUUCUGAAGAUGGACUCCUGUACGAGACCGAAAACUCAGACUAAUACACGUAUUGUCCUAGAGAUCGCGUGUUCACCUUCUUUACAACAUGAACCUGGGAUUUGCAUAUUUGCUUUCAUCCGAAAAAUGAAAGUGUAUUUUAAAAUGUGUGGAUAUUAGCAAACCUUCCGAAAGCCAAUGUGAUCAGCCCUUUAAUUCAACAAAAUUGAAGCUAGCAUACAUCCAUGCCAGAUGCUGUUAUUAGCAUAAGGAGAUUUCCGGCCGUCGACACUUAUGUAGUGUCAAAAAUCAAUAUGCAAAAGUCACGCUUAUUAAGUAGUCAUUUAGUACCGCAUGCAAACUUUUCAGACACUCGGAAAAAAGCGGCCAGGCAGUCCUGCUAGUGGCGGCGAUCUGGCGGCAAUAGACCUUCUCUCUGUGUGUGUGUUGUGCCCCCAAACGGGCCACGUGUUCAAUGCGCUGGACUAACACGGGGGCCACAUCGGAUUCUGGCAGGCGUUAUCUUUGCGCAAUAACAAAUACCAACAUUUACGGGGUGCGCUGGCAGACCCUGUUGCCGGCAGUUGUCGCACAACUGGGACCAUUGCCAUCACCCCAUUGUUUUGUGGUCAAAAUCCUGGUCAUUUGUUGAGUGGACCAGCGGGUGCGGAUUGGAGCGCCAGGGCGAGGAUCCGUCCGAGCCAUCCACCUGCGGCCUCCCUCGUCUCCGACCUUCUUGACUCUGUCGUGACACUGGGCUCAGGCUGGGGAGGAGAGGAGAGUGUGGUAGAUGCAGUGCAAGUCUACCGCCACUAUAAACCCCUGCGCAAGUCAUCGUCCUUGCUCCCACCGCCUGCUUUGGGGCCUACAGUGGACAUCGUAAAAAUCGACGGUCUAACUAUCGCAACGCCGCCGCACAACAGCUUCCAACGUGUCCUCCGUGUCAACGGACAUUCCGGGCUCGAAUCGGACUUGUUGGACAUCUUCGGAUCAAUUGCACCUCUCGGACUGCACCAACCGUCGCCCGGCCACCCGCCUCUCCCUCGUCCUCUCCGCCGCCGACUUCCUCUGACUACUCCACUGCCCCGCCAUCUCUAAUUUCCUCAUCCUCCUCCUCCUCCUCCUCCUCCUCCUCCUCCCACAUUGCCUCAACAACGGCCGCCCAGGUGACUGUCACGCAUGCCACAUCCGACACCAACCCCAUUGCCUCCGACUCCAGCGAUGAGGAUCAGGACUACACCUGUCCUCACUGCGACCGCACCUUCACCUCACACAUCGGCCUGGUCGGUCACUUGCGAAUCCAUCGCACAGAAACUGGCGAACCAGCGUCUGGAGCACCAACCUACACCCACCGCACUCGCCUCCACUGCCCACACUGCCCUCGCAUAUUCACGCAUCGCAUGGGCCUUUUCGGUCACAUGCGCAUCCACGAGAGCGGGAUUGACCGCAAUUCCCAAACACCCACCACAUCCAACACAUCCAACAUUUCCAGCCCUAUCCUCGCUUCAUCGCCCUGCGCGCCGAUCACCAUCACCACCACCGCCUCCUCUGUGGGAAUGGGAAGGGAAAGUGAGGUCGACGACUCAGUGCACUUUCCUCAUCACUAUAAACAAUCUGACGCGCUUGAAGCUGUAGUGACAUUUAAGUCCGUCUUGUUUUAA
Messenger RNA from Spirometra erinaceieuropaei, 19711 nucleotides. The record is from the annotation of a GenBank genome assembly. Lineage: Eukaryota; Metazoa; Platyhelminthes; Cestoda; Diphyllobothriidea; Diphyllobothriidae.